AGCUGUCUGUGAGAUAUGCAGAGCCUGCUGCUGUACCUGCUGUGCUUCUGUACUGUGCUCAGGUACACAAAUGCAGCUGCAGAUCUCAAUGACUGUGCAGCUUCUGGGAGCAUUUGCCACACCAAUGCAGAAUGCCUCAAAACACGUGAUGAUAAUUUUGUCUGCAUAUGCCUAAUGGGGUACAGGGGAAAUGGUGUGCAGUGCCAGGACAUUGAUGAAUGCACUAUGGUUUUCCACAGCUGCCACAGUAAAGCAAGCUGCAUUAAUACACUGGGCAGUUAUAGUUGCUCCUGUCAAAGCGGUUAUUCAGGCGAUGGUUUCCAAUGCCAAGAUAUUAACGAGUGUGUCACUAAUAAUGGCGGUUGUCAUGUCAACGCAUUUUGCAGUAACGGAGAAGGAGGAAGAGAAUGCACUUGCAAACCGGGCUUCAGCGGAAAUGGCUAUCAGUGCACUGAUAAUAACGAAUGCACUCGGCUGGGAAUCUGCCACUGGAAUGCCACCUGCAUCAACAGCCCUGGCUCUUACAUGUGCACAUGCAACAUGGGCUACAAGGGCAAUGGAAAUUAUCUCUGCCUAGACAUAGAUGAGUGUUCGGAGAGUCCUGGUGUAUGCUCCACUUUCAGCGGAUACAAAGGCUGCCGGAACUUGCCAGGAACCUACAGCUGCAUCUGCAACAUCGGCUACCAAAGCAACGGACAGACAUGCGAGGAUAUCAACGAAUGUGAAACCAACAUCUGCAGCUUAUUUGCUAAUUGUAUCAACACACCAGGCUCAUAUCGUUGCACUUGUCCAGAGGGCUUUGUGGGAAAUGGCUUGGCAUGUGUGGAUAUCAAUGAGUGCGACAGACAAAACAACUGUGACCGCAAUGCUGUAUGUAUCAAUUUGCUCGGAAGCUACGAAUGUUCCUGUCGAUCUGGGUUUCUGGGAGAUGGACGGAAGUGCACUGACGUUAACGAAUGUGCCACAGGAAACAUUUGCACAGCCAACUCUGUCUGCGUCAACACGCCCGGUUCCUUCUUCUGUGACUGUGGCCCAGGAUACAACUACAGUCAAAACCAGUGUUUCGAUGUGGACGAAUGUGCAAUUGGACACUGCAGCCCUCACGCAUCAUGUGAAAACUUACCUGGCUUGUUUAGCUGCACAUGUCUGACUGGUUUCGAAGGCGACGGUAUCUUUUGCAAGGAUGUGGAUGAGUGCGCUUUCGGAAGGCAGUGCCACUCAAAUGCACUCUGCAUUAAUGUUCCGGGGACCUUCAAUUGCAGCUGUAUGGUGGGAUACAUCGGGGAUGGUCGGUUGCAGUGCUCCGAUGUGAACGAGUGUCUUGUGGAUAAUGGGGGCUGCAGAAACAGAGCAACGUGUGUUAACAGUGUGGGGUCUUUCUCCUGCAACUGCCCCCCAGGGUUUCGGCUAGUCAAUCGUACCACUUGCCAGGACAUAGAUGAAUGCCAGAUAACGGAACAGGCUUGUGGCACCAAUGAGCAGUGUUUAAAUACAGAAGGGUCUUACACAUGCCAGUGUAAAGCAGGCUUCAGUCGGAUCACCGAGGUUUCAGAAUGCUCCGAUAUUGACGAAUGUGGAAGGACACAGCCUUGUCACCACAAUGCCACAUGCUUGAAUUCAUUAGGCUCGUUCACAUGUACCUGCAAACGGGGCUUCACGGGAAACGGUGUCAUGUGUGAGGAUGUCAAUGAAUGUGCCAUCGAGGGUUCUUGCCAUCUACAUGCUUUUUGUUACAACUAUCCCGGUGACUUUUCAUGCUCAUGCAAUCAAGGCUUUACAGGAGAUGGCUUCACCUGUACAGACUUAGAUGAAUGUGUCCUCUCGAAUUAUACUUGCCCGGAUAUCUCUCUGUGUGUCAACUCCCCUGGAGCCUAUGUCUGCUCUUGUCUAAAUGGCACAAUAGCAUACAACGACACUUGUGUUACCCCUAGUCCUGAGUGUGAUCCUACCUGCCACCCGCAUGGACUGUGUCAUGCUUCAUCUGCAGGGUUUCAGUGUGUGUGUGAUGUGGGUUUCCAGGGGGAUGGAGUCACUUGCUCGGACAUCGAUGAGUGUGAGGAGAAUGUUUGCCCUAGGAAAGAGACAGAAUGUGUGAACAACCCGGGAUCUUAUUCCUGCAAAUGCAGAGUUGGUUAUGCACUUAAUGGAACAGAAUGUACAGAUCUGGAUGAAUGUGAGUCUGGAGAUAAUGACUGUAGCACGUUUGCACAGUGUAUCAACACCAUAGGGAGUCACCAGUGUAUCUGUCUCAACGGCUUCUCUGGGGAUGGAAAAAACUGCUCUGAAAGUGACCUGUAUCCAUUUGGAGAGGAAGCUGGUGAUGCUGUGUUGCUCUUGACAGUGCCGGAUGGAAACUCUCCUUAUAUAACUCCUCCUACAGGAUUUCCAUUUAUGGGCAUGUUAUAUGACCGUCUGUUUUUUUCAGAUAAUGGCUUGGUGCAGUUCCAGUCAGUCAGUGAGAAUGAGAAACUGUUGCUGCCUGCACCAUUUCCAGGAGGUUUCAGAGGUAAUGAGAACCUGGCCAUGCUGGCAGUGUUUUGGGAUGAUGCUGACCUCGCACUCGGGGAUGGAAAGCUGUCAUACCAGGAAUACAAUCAGUUAGAUUUAUCUGACAUUUACGCUGAAAUAAUAUUCAACCGCACUGCACAAGAUGUUACCAAAUUUGAGGCUCAAAAUGGCAAAGCAUCCUUCACUCCCUCCUGGAUAGUAAAAAUCACAUGGGAUCACGUUCUACCUGUCUUCCAUCAAAAGAUCAAUCUGUCUGAGAGCAACACCUUCCAGUGUAUUCUAACCACGGAUGGUCAGCGAUCUUUCGCUUUGCUCCGCUACAGCGACAUGAACUGGGGCCCGGGACAGAGGACCAAUCAUGAUGCUCUCAUAGGCUACACUGAUGGCAAGGACAACUUCCAUAACGAGAUUCCAAAGCCACCAAAUAACCUGUUUGGCCCCGGAGGGCGCUAUCGUCCCCAGACUGUUACGGGUAACACGGGCGUUCUGGGGCAACUGGUGUAUGACCUGACAGGUUCGACAGACUCCAGCUCUGAUCCUCAGAGAAAGUGCCAGCUUUGGGCCUUCAGUGAGCCAGAUCCUGAAGAGUGGGCGUUAGGAUUGGCACCGUGUCCCUGUACCCGUUCUCAGGCUCAGGAGGACUUGGCCUUUGGCCCAGACACUCUUCCGUCACAACAGAUGGCGUUGGUGAGGGAGCUGAGGGAUCUUAGAUGGGGUGGCAGGAGGGGCCGUGUCUUUCAGUCCGUUCUCUUCAACAGACAAAGGGCUGGAAAGAGAUGCGUGUAUGAUGCGGAGGGCCCCCUGCUGGCAGGAUACAGUGAACGGUACUUCACUGAAGACAGAACACAACAAUAUAUAGAAAAGGAUCUCUCACCCUUCCAGUGGUGCUGUGUUCAAUCUCCUCUGUGCAGUCUAUACUUGGAAAAGAGACCACUAGAUAGGUGCCAAGGGUACAGCUGGAGCAGCUUUGACAGUAACAUACCUGGGAGCAGAGGAGCGCCGGGCAUGGGUUUGGCAUACGGAAGUCUUCACUUCGUCACUUUUGACGGCAGUGAAUAUACCUUCAAAGGUUUAGGGGAGUUUGUCAUAGUGCGUCUGUCCUCCAGCACAGGGUCAAAUAUCUUCACCCUGCAGGGAGAGACGGCUCCUCUGGUGACCGGUGGGCAGCCCAAGCGAGUGCCUGCUCUAGUGAGAUUAGCUGCCUUCUAUCAGGGUGUUGGAAAGGUGGAGUGGCGUUGUGCUGAGUCUGGAGAUGGGCUUAAGAUCCUUGUCAAUGAUGUGGUCGUACCUGUGUUUGUAGGAGUAGUGCAUGUAGGCGAGCAGGGCUUUGCAGUGCGCUGUAUCACUAAGAGUCGAUGUGCGGUGGUGUACACCGAGGGUCUGAACGUGGCCGUGUGGAGGGAUGACGCAGGCAGGCUGGCCGCUCUGGUGGAGGUCCCUCAACGCUUCUACAACCGUACACUGGGUUUGCUGGCCCACUGGAGCUCCAACAGGACAGAUGACUUUCUGCUUUCCAAUGGACGUCUGCUGCCCUCUGUGAAUAACACUACUCCUUCUGAACAGAGCCUGAUUCCAUUUGGACAGUCAUGGGCUGUACCUGCUCCAGAGAGCCUUCUGUUCUCACAGCCUCCGGUGAUCCCAUUCAAUCCCAUCACAACAGAAGAGCUGCUGUCCUCAGUGAGUCCAGACGUGCUGGCCAGACACAGUCAGACCUGCCAGAGCAGCAUUCAGUGUGUGCAUGACAUCCUGGCCACAGGCAACACAAAGCUCGGCCAGGAGGCUCUGGAGGACCAGCAGCACCUUCGCACCAGGACACAGAUUUACGGGAAUAUGCCGCCCAUUGUGACAGAGCCAACUGUGAUCAAGUGUAAGAUCGAUACUACGGUCAGAGUGCAGGUUAAGGCCCAGGAUCCAAACAGAGACCAGAUCACCUUCUCUUUGGCCUUACCACGUCCUCCACGAGCCACCAUAGGCAGCGGUGAUGGAGUUCUGGUAUGGACCCCUCAGAGUAUACAGCCAGUAAAUCUGACCAUUCAAGUGAGCGAUCAGACAUCGAGCACUAUGAUCAGCCCCGUCCUUCAGCUCUGUAACUGUUUGAAUGGAGGAAGUUGUCAAUAUAACAGUGUGGUGGAGAACUAUCUACAGGGCAAGUUUCAGGUUGUAGGAUGUCUGUGUCCUGAAGGUUUCAGUGGCAAGUACUGUGGCGAUAAAACAGAUGUGUGUAAAGGCAAACCCUGUUUUCCUGGAGUUGAGUGCUUUAGACAGAAGGAACCGGACAGUUUCACAUGUGGCCAGUGUCCUUUUCCAACCGUCUAUCAGGACAAACCAGGAUACAAGUGCUUUGAAAAUGACUUCUGCCUUCCUCCAUUUCCCUUCCCCUGUCAUGAGAUGGCAGAUUGCACCAGCACCGGCUACAACUACACAUGCAAAUGCAAGCCUGGCUACACAGGAAGCGGUAAAGAGUGCACAGAUAUAAAUGAGUGUUUGGACCCCUCGGCAUGUCCCAACGCCAAGUAUGAAUGUAUGAACACACCGGGAUCAGUGCGCUGCUCGUGCCGCUAUCAGAAAACCAGAGACUCUGAUGGCUGCGGAGAGUCUGCUAAUCCCACAGGCUGGAAUGUGUUUAAUGUGUCUAUGGGCUGGAAAGAUCAAAAGUCUGAACAGGGACUGAAUCAGCUCGAAGAAAUGCUGUCUAUGGGCUUCCAGAACAAGUUCUACAAUGCCAGAGUUUCAUCUCCUGAUCCAGUAACAGCAGGCGGUCUGAAUGAGUACAGGAUUAAUGUGUCUAGUGACACUCCACACUGGUAUGUCAUGGACUAUCUUACCAGAGUCAGUCAGUACUACGGCAUCCGUUCAGCCUAUGUGGAGGACCUUGACGAAUGCAAGACAAAUGAGGCUGUGUGUUCCAAACCUGCCCAGUGUGUCAACACCUACGGCGGCUACAGGUGUGUGUGCAAUGGCACAGAUCUGAAGGAAAUACAGUCGUGUAUAUUAGAUUGGAGCGGUAUUAACCGUACAGACCUAACAAACGCUCAGUCUGUGGAGGAUAAGAAGUCUUUAAUUUUGGGACUGGUUCUGGGCAUUGGCAUCCCGCUCCUGCUGCUGCUGCUUCUGGCCGCUCUCGCCUGCUUCUGCUGCUCACGCAAGAAAACUGUCACUGGGGAUAUUCCUCACCUGCUGCCCGAGUACGUUCAGGAGAAGUUCCACCCUCCAUUUAACUUCGAUGACCCCGCCCUGCAAUACUUCACCCACUGCAGCCCGCGUAUACUUGACAACCUCACUAUCCAACACAUGCGUCACUACCGAUAACAUUUGCCAUCCAGCUGUCUGGUUCACCUAGCAUCAGUGCAGUUGUAUAUUAUAAUGUGUUUUAAAAAUUAGAACAUGACAUAAUGAAUGAUAUAUUAUUUAUGUUAAACAGAGAUUGACUGAGCCCUGCUAAAUGAUUGCGUUUUGCUUGAAUUAUAAUAUAUGAGGAAUGAGGAAUAAUAUGUUAUUAUAUUUAUAAGUUAUUGUUACAAAACAGGCUUCCUUUUUUAUGAAAAACUCUGGGAAUAUUGUAACUUGGAAAUGAUUGUCAGCUGUAACUAACAUCAUAUAUAAGUGCAUCAUCAACCCUUCAAAAGACCUUAAGCGAUAGUUCACUCCAAAAUGAAAAUUAUGUCAUCAUUUACUCACCCUCAUAUCAUUUCAAACCUGUAUGACUUUCUUUCUUCUGCAGAACACAAAGGAAGAUAUUUUGAAGAAUGUUGGUAACCUAACGGUGGCACCCGUUCACUUCUAUUGUAUGGCCACAAAACCAAUGCAAGUCAAUGGGUAGCUUACCAAAAUUAUUUGGUUACCAGCAUUUUUCAAAAUAUCUUAUUUUUUGUUUUGUAGGAUAAAGAAAGGUAUAUAGGUGGAUCAUCUCUUUAAACAUUGAUGAAUGUUUAUAAUGAUUAUCAUGUUUUUACACCCAGUCAUGCUUUCCUCUAAUAAAGUAUGUUUUUUAUAUAUUAGACAGCCCCUUUCUUAAAUAUUUUCUUUAUUAGGUUUUCACAUUUAAGUAAGGGAUAUUUCACAGCUAGCCGUGCGUUAAAG
This is a messenger RNA of Triplophysa rosa, 6588 nucleotides long. Its product is annotated as mucin-like protein. Gene Ontology annotation, biological process: cell-matrix adhesion. Bases 16 to 5817 code for a protein of 1933 amino acids. The transcript has 24 exons. The record is from RefSeq and is a predicted model, not a curated record. Lineage: Eukaryota; Metazoa; Chordata; Actinopteri; Cypriniformes; Nemacheilidae. Gene Ontology annotation, molecular function: calcium ion binding.